Messenger RNA from Myxocyprinus asiaticus (Chinese sucker), 5570 nucleotides. Its product is annotated as splicing factor 3B subunit 1-like. Gene Ontology annotation, molecular function: mRNA binding. Gene Ontology annotation, cellular component: catalytic step 2 spliceosome; U2 snRNP; U12-type spliceosomal complex. Bases 1662 to 5168 code for a protein of 1168 amino acids. The record is from RefSeq and is a predicted model, not a curated record. The transcript has 22 exons. Lineage: Eukaryota; Metazoa; Chordata; Actinopteri; Cypriniformes; Catostomidae. Gene Ontology annotation, biological process: spliceosomal complex assembly.
UAAAUUUGCCGAAACCGAUCAGUAUGUACUCUGCCUGUGAUAUUCUGGUCCAGACCAGCCUUUUUGGUGCUUAACCCUUCGAACACCACCCAACAACUUGUUCCCUGGGCUCAAUUCUCCUGCUUUAGCCUGCCUCAGUAAGGCAUCCCACUGAUCAUUUAAUGACAUUAGUGCAUAAUUACAAAUGAGCUGGGUAGUGAGCUUUGCUUGCCAAGCAAUUUUGUUUUUUUAGGGAGACAGUUAGUUGGGUGGUGUCAUUUGUCCCAUUAGGACAUUGGUUGCAGGUAGGUGUGUUGUUCGAAGGGUAAUGCAUUUUUGUGAAAUCUGAAGUGUUGCAGAAUACAGCCAAACAAUAGUCAGGCACCACAGACACUUUGAGGUAUAAGUACAAGUUUUUCUGCCUGAGGCUGUAGUGUACUGCCGUUGUGCAGUUACUUGCCCUGAAGUUUUCCUUUUUACUUUUCUAUAAUUCCCUUGUGUCUUCUACCUAUAUACCCAAUUACAUGUCUUCUAGACACCCAUGAUGUGCUAAGACAGUAAUGUAUCAGUAGAUUGCUGGUAUCAAACAAGUGUGGAACUCUUAAAAAAGCCACCUGUGGAAAAACAUUGCAAUUUAGAAUGCUUACUAAUUGUACUUGAAUCCAAAGCAUAAUUAGGUGAAAAUGAAUGGCCAAUGAAAGCUUAUAUUUUCUGAUAUGCUGAUAAUAUUUUCCAGCCAUUUUAAUAUUUUUAAACCUAUUGGCCUGUGUGAUCAGAUACAGUCACAAAUUAGGAAGGAGUUUAGUAAGGUCAGAAUGUGUGUUUUAAGCAGGCUGCACACUCACAAAACUACAUCAGUCAGGAUCAGAUUAUGGGAGGGAAUCAGGCAAACAUUUUGCAUGUAGUCCCAGACAGAGGAAUCUUUACAAAAACUGUUGUGUAAAUAUAUUUCUAUUUUAUGAACAUAAAAUAGAGAUAUAUCUAUUGAAGAAUCUGUGUACCAAGAUUCCACAGGCCCAUACUAACUGUCCUUAAUUUCUCUCCUACAGCAGUACUGCUAUGCCAGUCCUGUCUGCACUCUCUUAAGGGUGCAGCAACUCGUCCUGUGUAGGUUAUGGUCAACAGAAAGAAGCGUGUUUAACAGAUAAAUCAAGACAAUAGUUGGAAGUUUUGGCCUGGUGUGAGGCCAGAGGGCCUGUCAGGGGAAACCACCAUGGCUUCACAAAACUUUUUUACAUUUAUGAAUGUGAUAAAUAUAUUUUAAAGCCUCAUAAAGGGAUUUUUUCACAAAUUCAUGCCCUUUCCUCCCAUUUCAAUUUGUUUUAACCAAUUCAUCGUAAUUUUAUUUUAAAGAGGCUAGUUACACACAAAAUGUGCAUUUUCAGUUCUUCAUUUCAGAAUUGAUUAAUCUAUUAAUAUUCCCCAAAGUGUUCAGUGUAUCUGACUGCAACACAUAGUAAUUUCAUUUUAUUAUCCUUCAAUUCUAAGUUGGACCAAUUAGAGGUUUUGACAAGUGUGACAAGAGCAGAACAGGUGGUAUGCUAUUGUGUGUGAGUUCAAACCCUUUUCCAAAGUGUUACUAAUGGUAAAGAGAAAUUUUCUAGGCUUCUUUUCUGCCGGUUGAAGUCUGACUGCAGAGGGACCCUUGGCACUGAAAGUGGGGCAAAACGCCGGACCCCAAGAUGCAGGUCAGGACAUACAUGGAUGUUAUGAAGGAGCAGCAUCUGUCCAAAGAAGAGAGAGAGAUCAGGCUGCAGAUGGUAGAGAAAGCAAAGUCUGGGGAGUUGAAAGCAGUUAACGGCUCUGCUGCGUCUCAGGCUGCCGGAGCCAAACGCAAACGUCGUUGGGACCAGACAUCCGACCAAACUCCCAGCAACUCCACACCCAAAAAAGUGUCCAGCUGGGACCAGGCAGAUGCAGGUGCUGAAACACCAGGACACACACCCGGACACACACCUUCCAACAGUCGUUGGGAUGAAACACCUGGCCGUCCCAAAGGUAGCGAGACUCCUGGAGCCACACCGAGUACCCGUAUGUGGGAGCCCACACCAAGCCACACCCCAGCCGGAGCUACCACGCCGGGUCGAGACACCCCUGGGCAUGCCACUCCCGGCCAUGGAGGGGCGUCCUCCAGUGUGCGCAAGAACCGCUGGGAUGAGACACCAAAAACGGAGAGAGAGACACCUGGUCAUGGCAGCGGCUGGGCUGAGACCCCACGCACAGACAGAGGAGAUGAGUCAGUGGGCGAGACACCCACCCCGGGUGCAAGCAAGAGGAAGUCAAGAUGGGAUGAAACACCAGCCAGUCAAAUGGGCUCAUCAACACCUAUUCUCACCCCUGGAAAGACCCCUCUGGGCACACCUGCUAUGAAUAUGGCUACGCCCACUCCAGGGCACCUGAUGAGCAUGACUCCAGAACAGCUGCAGGCUUGGCGCUGGGAGCGAGAGAUUGACGAGAGGAACCGUCCAUUGACUGAUGAGGAGCUUGAUGCCAUGUUUCCAGAAGGAUACAAAGUAUUGCCCCCACCAGCAGGCUAUGUGCCCAUCCGCACCCCUGCCCGUAAGUUAGCCGCCACCCCUACCCCAAUCGGAGGCAUGACUGGCUUCCACAUGCAAACAGAGGACCGAUCUAUGAAGCAAGUCAACGACCAACCCUCUGGGAACCUGCCCUUCCUCAAGCCAGAUGACAUUCAGUACUUUGACAAACUGUUGGUUGAAGUUGAUGAGUCCACCCUUAGUCCAGAAGAACAGAAGGAACGCAAGAUCAUGAAGCUUCUCCUGAAGAUAAAGAAUGGAACACCUCCCAUGAGAAAGGCUGCUCUUCGUCAAAUCACAGAUAAGGCUAGAGAGUUUGGAGCAGGGCCCCUCUUUAACCAGAUCCUGCCGCUGCUGAUGUCUCCCACACUGGAGGACCAGGAGAGACAUCUUUUGGUGAAGGUCAUCGAUCGCAUCCUCUACAAACUUGAUGACUUGGUUCGACCUUACGUCCACAAGAUUCUUGUGGUGAUUGAGCCCUUGCUGAUUGAUGAAGAUUAUUAUGCUAGAGUAGAGGGUAGAGAGAUCAUCUCCAACUUGGCAAAGGCUGCUGGUCUGGCCACCAUGAUCUCCACCAUGAGGCCUGACAUUGACAACAUGGACGAGUACGUGAGAAACACGACAGCUCGUGCUUUCGCUGUAGUGGCAUCUGCUCUGGGCAUUCCAUCUCUCCUGCCUUUCCUCAAGGCUGUUUGUAAGAGCAAGAAAUCCUGGCAGGCUCGUCACACAGGCAUCAAGAUUGUACAGCAGAUUGCUAUUCUCAUGGGCUGUGCUAUCUUGCCCCAUCUCCGCAGCUUGGUGGAGAUUAUUGAACAUGGUCUUGUGGAUGAGCAGCAGAAAGUGCGAACCAUCAGUGCUUUGGCUAUCGCUGCCCUGGCUGAAGCUGCCACACCGUACGGUAUAGAGUCUUUCGAUUCUGUGCUGAAACCUCUUUGGAAAGGUAUCCGGCAGCACAGAGGCAAGGGUCUUGCUGCUUUCUUGAAAGCUAUUGGAUACUUGAUUCCUCUUAUGGAUGCCGAAUAUGCCAACUACUAUACCAGAGAAGUGAUGCUUAUCCUCAUUCGAGAGUUCCAGUCUCCAGAUGAGGAGAUGAAGAAGAUUGUCCUCAAGGUGGUGAAGCAGUGCUGUGGCACAGAUGGUGUGGAAGCAAAUUACAUUAAAACAGAGAUAUUGCCCCCUUUCUUUAAACAUUUCUGGCAGCACAGAAUGGCAUUGGACAGGCGCAACUACAGACAAUUAGUGGACACUACAGUGGAGCUGGCCAAUAAGGUGGGGGCAGCGGAGAUCAUCUCCCGUAUUGUAGACGACUUGAAGGAUGAAGCAGAGCAGUACAGAAAGAUGGUAAUGGAGACCAUAGAGAAAAUCAUGGGAAAUCUUGGCGCUGCUGACAUUGAUCACAAACUGGAGGAGCAGCUUAUUGAUGGAAUCCUGUAUGCCUUCCAAGAACAGACCACUGAGGACUCUGUGAUGCUGAAUGGCUUUGGUACGGUGGUAAAUGCACUGGGUAAGAGAGUUAAACCGUACUUGCCACAGAUCUGCGGUACAGUGCUGUGGCGUCUCAACAACAAAUCCGCCAAAGUCCGUCAACAGGCGGCUGACCUUAUUUCUCGCACAGCGGUGGUAAUGAAGACAUGCCAAGAGGAAAAGCUGAUGGGACACUUGGGUGUGGUGUUGUAUGAGUAUCUGGGAGAAGAAUACCCUGAAGUGUUGGGUAGCAUCCUUGGUGCCCUGAAAGCCAUUGUUAAUGUCAUCGGUAUGCACAAGAUGACACCACCUAUCAAAGACUUGCUUCCACGUUUGACGCCCAUCCUGAAGAACAGACAUGAGAAGGUGCAGGAGAACUGCAUUGAUCUAGUGGGUAGAAUUGCUGACAGGGGUGCAGAGUACGUAUCUGCCAGGGAAUGGAUGCGAAUCUGUUUUGAAUUGCUGGAGUUGUUGAAAGCCCACAAGAAGGCCAUCCGUAGAGCUACUGUCAACACAUUCGGCUACAUUGCCAAGGCCAUUGGUCCUCACGAUGUGCUGGCCACACUGCUCAACAAUCUGAAGGUACAGGAGCGUCAGAACCGCGUGUGCACGACGGUAGCCAUCGCCAUCGUGGCAGAGACGUGUUCACCUUUCACUGUGCUUCCUGCACUGAUGAACGAGUACCGCGUUCCAGAGCUUAACGUUCAGAAUGGUGUCCUGAAGUCAUUGUCUUUCCUUUUUGAGUACAUCGGUGAAAUGGGCAAAGAUUACAUCUAUGCCGUCACACCUCUGUUGGAGGAUGCUCUGAUGGACAGAGAUCUCGUGCACAGGCAGACAGCCAGUGCUGUGGUGCAGCAUAUGUCUCUUGGUGUAUAUGGCUUUGGCUGUGAGGAUUCCCUUAAUCAUUUGCUCAACUAUGUGUGGCCCAAUGUCUUUGAGACAUCUCCUCAUGUCAUCCAGGCUGUAAUGGGGGCACUUGAGGGUCUGCGGGUGGCAAUUGGACCCUGCCGCAUGCUACAGUAUUGCUUGCAGGGUUUGUUCCACCCUGCUCGCAAAGUCCGUGAUGUGUACUGGAAGAUCUACAACUCCAUCUAUAUCGGUUCCCAGGAUGCACUGAUCGCACAUUAUCCUCUUGUUUAUAAUGAUGAGAAGAACUCAUUUGUUCGCUACGAGUUGGAGUACUUCCUGUGAAUAUUUCUACCCUUACUUGUGCACUCUUCUAUAUCUGUCGUAUUCAUGGUUUAUAGGACUUGGUCCAUUUUUUUUUUUUAAUGUUCUCUGGUAGAUUGCAACUACUAUCACACAUUCUGUGGUCUAAAAUGUAUUUCUUAUUAAAGAACAGGAAAAACUUUGAAAAUAAUCUUUACAUGAAGCUUUUAGGUCUUUGGAUUAGACUUUUCUGUUUUUACAGAGUGGCUCCUUGCACAGUGACAGUUAAAAUAGUAGCAGAUUUGCAGAGGAAUGUGAAAUCUUGGUAAAUCUUUUAAGCUUGAGACUUGUGUCCUGGUCUGUCAAGUUGCUCUUUUGCUCCGUCUCACAGCUGUUCUUAUGUUGCUUAGUUUGGCUGAAUAAACAUUUGUGUAUUAAAAGUUA